Messenger RNA from Xyrauchen texanus (razorback sucker), 2751 nucleotides. RefSeq names its product SH3 domain containing ring finger 2 (gene sh3rf2). Lineage: Eukaryota; Metazoa; Chordata; Actinopteri; Cypriniformes; Catostomidae. The transcript has 8 exons. Gene Ontology annotation, molecular function: protein binding; ubiquitin protein ligase activity. Gene Ontology annotation, biological process: protein ubiquitination; positive regulation of JNK cascade; positive regulation of proteasomal ubiquitin-dependent protein catabolic process. The coding region runs from base 156 to 2126 and encodes 656 amino acids. The record is from RefSeq and is a predicted model, not a curated record.
GAAGUACACAACUCGAGCUCUUGUCUAUAAUAGCAUGUUUUAAGUGGUCGUGGUCAAAUAGUUGAUUUUAUAAAUGUAUGUAAUAACUAGGUUAUAUAAAACACUUUAAUCAUGUUUGUCAGGUGUUCUGAGAUCUCGUGAUUGAGUCUUGUAAUAUGGAGGAUCUGGCUGUGUUGGACUUGUUGGAGUGUCCUUUGUGUAUGGAGCACUUAGACGUGUCUGCCAAGGUCUUACCAUGCCAGCACACGUUCAGUAAGCCAUGCCUUCAACAGCAUGAAGCAUCAUACCCUCAUCAGAUGUGCUGCCCAGAGUUCAGAGCUCCUGUUCCAGGAUCAGUGGAGGAGCUCCCCAGCAACCUGCUGCUUGUGAGGUUGCUAGAAAGCCUCCACGAGCUGGAGCGGGGUCCGCUGGGUACACCGAGGGACAGAUUAGGGAAAUAUAUGUGCUCUACGGAUCAGGAGGACAUUUUAAGCAGUUACAUUCAAGAUCUGCAACUUCAGCUGCCCAGACAAGGGCAAAACACACAGGGGCCAAAUUCAGCGGCACACAAGCUUCUAGAAAAAUGCAAAAGGAGGGACUCUGUGGAAUCACACCCACAGAGCGGCACUAAGGUUAACACGGAUGCUAUCGCCCAUAGGCAGCUCUCUGGCACAUCUACUAAGCCAGCCAGGCCUCCAAAUACCAGUCUCCUCAACAGCCCGAACUACCCUCCUCUCAGCCAGAGCCUGCGGCCAGCUCUUAUCAGCUCCAACGCACACUCUGCCUACAGCAAGACGCCACAACUUGCAACAUUCAACAGACCACGUUCGAGGAGCUCUCACAAAAGCUUGCCUAAGCAAAGGAAUCGAAAAAUGAAUGGUGAAAGUCCGCCAACCAUCACCAUGGCACUGAUUAACACUCAGGCGCCCCCCUUACCCUCAGAGAGCAAGAUGUCUACAACCCAACAGCUCUCCAUCAGUGUGUGUGCAGCGCUGUAUUCCUAUACACCCCAUCGCUCAGAGGAGCUGGAACUGAGGAAAGGUGAAAUGGUGGGGGUUUAUGGGAAGUUUAAAGAGGGCUGGCUGCGUGGACUGUCUCUCAGAACAGGCAAAGUAGGCAUCCUGCCAGCCAACUAUGUCACACCUGUGCUCAGAACUUCUGCAAGAUUUCAUGAACAAACCAAACCUGCCAUUCAUAGCACAAGCACUUUAUCAACAAAAAGACACACCCAACACAAGCCCCAGGCUGUUGUCCUGGCCCUAGACCGAGUAAACGCCGACGCCCCUUCAGCUACAAUGCCCAUGAUGUCAUCUGCCGGGCCUGGAAGAGCACCGCAGCAGGGCUGGAAGCAGGGAAGGGGCACAGUGAGACACACCCUGCAUGCUUCACACAGGGGGUUGCCUCUCAAUGGAAGCUACAGUUCAAGUUCCACCUUCAGCAUUCAUCCUCCUCCUCAGGAUUUGGGGCUGAUCUAUACUUUCGGUCGCUCACCUGUUCUGCCCAAAAAGAGAAAUGGUUUAUUCUCAAACCCCAUCCAGACCCAAUAUCGCACAUAUGAAACCUCAGCACCCUCUACUGGUGGAUAUCAAACAGUAAACAGGGACCCUGCCCUGAAAGAGGCCAGCACAACUCCUCCGUCCAUUCUGGUUAAACCAGAUGCUCAUAAGCACAAUGCAGAGAAGGCAUUUAAGUCAGUACGGUUCCUGACUCAGGACGAGCCUCAGACAACAAAAAUGGCACCCCCCGCAUCUGCAGGACAUCUCGCCACCAGUUCCCAGCCUGGUCUCUCAUCCUUGGACCACUGGAACCCAUCAGCCAUCUUGGGUCGCGAUGGAAGUUCCUUAGUACUUAAAGACACAAAAACACCUCUACCCAGAAGGAGUACAGGACAAGAUCAUGCCACUAUUGACUGCCUCUCACUAAAUAUGAAACCAGUGCUGAUCAACAACCAGUUCAGUCCUAAUAGACACAGGGUGCUAAAGGGGUAUAACGCUAAGACAGAUGCAGAACUCACACUGACGGAAGGCGAAAUAGUGGUUGUUCAAAGGCCACGACCGGAUGGAAGGCUUCUCGUGACCCAAGAGAUCAGUGGAAAAACAGGCCUUUUACACAGCAGCAUUCUGGACAUUCUGGAUAGGGUCCUUUGAGUGUGCCACAUUUUUCUUUCUGUUGUGAACGUGUUAUUGUGUACAUGUCCAGUGCUGUGUUUAGUCACACAAUGUUGAGCUAUUAUGUAAUAAACCAAAAUCAAAUGCAAUAAGCUGUGUACUUGUAGGUUAUAAUUGUACUCCUAAGUAUUGCAGUGUAUAACAGAUAAAAACUUUUGUGCACACCUACACAAAAACUAGAGUUUGAUCAAGGUUUUCCAUCAGCAUUAGUCAGCUCUGACAGAUGACUGUGCCUUUUUGUAUGUGGAAUCACUUUUUGAAUGGGGUGAGAGUUGAGGAGGAGAUAAUUGAAAAUGAUGUAUCCAUGACUGUUGGGUAAAUGAAGGCCUAAUGAUGACAUGAAGUACUCAAGGUGGUCUUAUUCACACAAAAUCCUGUUGUAUCUAUACAGUAAUAGUGGAAUUGUUUUGUUGUGUUAAACCUCAACAGGUCCAUACUGAAAAUGAAAUUCAGCAAAAUGUGUGUGUUCAAUCCUUGCUAUUUUAGUGUCUUUUGUUUUAUUAUUUGGGGAGAAUUAUUAUUAAUAAACAGAUGACAUUCAGGAAUAAAGUACUGAAAAAUGUCAGUAUGUUCUCCUGAUUUGAUAUGGGCUUUUUAGCAUUUA